Molecule: messenger RNA, 1272 nt
Organism: Closterium sp. Naga37s-1
Lineage: Eukaryota; Viridiplantae; Streptophyta; Zygnematophyceae; Desmidiales; Closteriaceae
Source: the annotation of a GenBank genome assembly
AUGCAGGCUGGGGAAUCGCAGCUUCGGAGAGAGGCAGCGGCGGCAGAGGCUCGGCGCCGAGCCGAGAUCGAAGCUGAGCUUCGGGCAAAGCAGCAGAGGGAGAUGGAGGAGGAGAGGAGGAGGAGGGAAGAGGAGAGACGGCGGAAGGAAGAGGAGGAGAGGAGGAAGGAGGAGGAGCGGAAGAGGGAGGUGGAGAGGCAGCAGCAGGAGGUGGAGUCGAACAGAAGGUCAGCCCAGGCGGCAAAAGCAGCUGCUGAUGCAGCAGACGCGAGAGCAGCGGCAGAGGCAAAAGCAGCAGCAGCUGCGGAAGCAAAAAAGAAGCAAGCGCAGAGGAGUUCCAAAGUGCGAGUGGCAGAGGGGGCGGCUAAGGAGGCAGAGGCCAGGCUGGCACGGCUCAAGGCGAUGCGCGAUGAGAUCGCUCCCAUCAUGGCUGAUAAUGCACGGAAGAAGGACCGCAAGACUGUGGAGCGGCGAAUCAUUCUGCUGGUUCAGCAGAUCUCCGCCUCGCACGACCAAAUCGCCAAGAAGUCUGCCGAUCUCACGGCCCUCCUGCGGGACCCAUCCCUUCCCCAGACGUUCGUCGCCAUCACCUUUGCCUCCAAGAUUCUAUCCCAGUGCGAGUCCCAAGUUACCAAGUUACCGCCGUUCGCGUUCGCUCUCGCGCAAGUCAUUGUGAACGUGUCCACUCAGGCGCCCAUAGCCAUGGAAGCCUUGAUGGCAAGCCUGAACGAGACCUGCAUCUACACUGUUCCACAACAUUAUGUCUUCUCCGAGGCUUCUUACUCGUCUGACGACGCCUAUUACCGCGAUUUGGGGUACAGGGAGGAAGAGGGGGAGGGUGGGCAGAAGAAGAUGGAGUCGACCGAUGCGUUUAUAGAGAGGAUGACAGGAUACAUCAUUCUCAUGGCUGCUAUUUGCCAGACCCUCCCACCACCUGGCACCGCAGUGCACCCCUUUGGCUUGUCGCAUGCGUGGCAGUGGUGUGCUCGGCUGCUGAACCACCUUCCAGCCAAUCGGGCAUCGGCCACCGCUUUGGAAGUAUUUCUCAAGAUUGCUGGUUACCGCAUGCACCUGACGUACCGCUCGCAGUUCCUGAAGCUGCUAGACGUGGUGGGGAAUGAGUACAGGGGCAAGCUGCAGGCUUUAAACGAUGCUGACGUGGCGCCGGUGGUUAACCGAAUCGAGACGUAUGUUGGCGUGCAGCGGUAUCUGAGGCCGCCUGAGGGGCUGGAGAUGCCGCUGCAUGAUAAGUCAUCCCAACUCAGAGCAUAG